Molecule: messenger RNA, 4358 nt
Organism: Menidia menidia (Atlantic silverside)
Lineage: Eukaryota; Metazoa; Chordata; Actinopteri; Atheriniformes; Atherinopsidae
Source: the annotation of a GenBank genome assembly
UUAAUUGCAGAAACAACCAUUGACCGCACGAGGGAGACAAGUAUAUUUAUAAACAAGGACAGAUAACUAUCGACGUCACCACGGAAAAUGGCCCUAUCACAUCUUCCACGCGCUGGCUGUGUGCGUAUCCUUUGAAACUAGAUGAAGGAGAGGGAAAAGAGACAUGUCUGCCUGUAAAUGAAUGAACCUACACAACAGAUGCGGCUGCCCAUGUCUGACGAUUUACAAAUCUGACUGAUUUUCUCUACUGUGUUGGAGCCUGGCAGACGUGGCUGUGAAGAUUAUAUUUAACAUCCACUGAAGAAGUCAUGCUUAUCUGGUCCCAUCAUGGGCGUGCCACAUCGACCAUCCCUCUCAUCUGUCUCCCACCUUGGCUCAUCGUGGCCCUGGUCGUGCUAUCGUUCCCCACUGGUGGAGUGUGGGGUCAAGGCAACAGUCAGAGGGAGGACCCCACCAAGGUGCUUCAGGACCUGCUCGCCCGGUAUGGGGACAACAGCACCAUUAGUGUGCCCCAGCUACGCUCUCUUCUAGCUGUACUCAGCCACGGUCAACGUGAAAGUGAUGGUGCUGACAGCGAAGAAGCAGAGACGAUGACGACCCUUCCCUCCAAAACCAAUAACUCUAAGUGUUUGCCAGCAGAUGUGCUGGCUAUUUACAGCAUCAGUGAGCAGUCGCAUUUGGACGGGCAGGGUUUACAGAAGCUGUGCCCCAGCAUGCUGCAACAGCUGGAUGCUGGAAGCUGUAGGGCCCAAAAAGAGGAGGAGCUAAGCAGCGACAGCUCCCCUAGGCCCUCUGAUGCAGAAGUUUGGGGUUUUUCUUUCUUGAGCGUGACCGUGAUAAAUGCCUUCUCCCUCACUGGAGUCUUCAUCGUGCCUCUGAUGAAGAUGGGCUACGUGAAACAAGCACUCACCUUUUUCAUCGCUCUUGCCAUUGGCACGCUGUUCUCCACUGCCAUCCUUCAGCUCCUGCCUGAGUAUGGGGUUAUGGGAUCCUGUGUGUGACACUGAUCUCUCUGUGCUCGCUGAUCGGGGCAAGCGUGGUGCCCUUCAUGAAGAGAACCUUUUACAAGCGACUGCUGCUGUACUUCAUAGCCCUGGCCAUUGGCACGCUCUACUCCAACGCCUUGUUUCAGCUCAUCCCAGAGGCCUUUGGUUUUGAUCCUCUGGUGGAUUUCUACGUGUCCAAAUCUGCUGUGGUGUUCGGAGGCUUCUACCUCUUCUUCUUCACCGAAAAAGUCCUCAGGGUCCUUCUAAAGCAAAAACAAGGGAGUCAUGGCCACAGCCAUUACCCUGCUGCAGACCAUUACUCAACAGCCAACAGGGGUGCAGAAGAGGGGGAGAAAGAGAAGCUACAACAGAACGGAGAAGCUAACAGUCUGGCCCAGGGAAAGGUGGAUGAAGGGGAGGGCGAGCUCAUGCUCAGCCCUGCACAGACACCACAGGACUCCCAGAGCCCAGACAGUGGGGGGCACACUGCCAGCCAUGGAGGCGGCUGCUAUUGGCUGAAAGGAACAACCUACUCUGACAUCGGCACUCUGGCCUGGAUGAUCACUCUGAGUGAUGGUCUGCACAACUUCAUUGAUGGCUUAGCUAUUGGUGCUUCCUUCACUGCCUCGGUUUUCCAGGGUAUCAGCACCUCUGUGGCCAUCCUUUGUGAGGAGUUCCCUCAUGAACUGGGUGACUUUGUAAUUCUACUGAAUGCUGGCAUGAGCAUACAGCAGGCUCUGUUCUUUAACUUCCUGUCAGCCUGUUGCUGCUACCUGGGAAUGGGAUUCGGCAUCCUGGCUGGCAACAGCUUCUCCCCAAACUGGAUUUUUGCCUUGGCAGGCGGAAUGUUCCUAUACAUUGCUCUUGCAGACAUGUUUCCAGAGAUGAAUGAGGUGAGCCGUGAAGAGGAGGACGCUGGUGGUAGCAGGUUCCUCAUCACCUUCGCAAUCCAGAACGCUGGUCUCCUUACAGGCUUCUCCAUCAUGCUUCUCCUCACCACAUAUUCAGGGCAGAUACAGCUGGGGUAGCACCAGACCCCCCUGAUCCAGUGCCAACUCUGACAACAAUGAAUUAAAGCUGGAUUGUUCUGUAGAGAAAUAGUCCAAGUUGAGAAAGGGUAGCUUAGACUUUUUCUCUUUGCCUUCAUGGAGUUUGGGGGAGGGGGUUGUUGUGCGGCAGGUACGCACAAGCUUCUGUUGGAAAUAUUUUAGUAUCUGCCCUUUUGCUUUUCUUAGAUGCAGUCAGUAUGAGGCAGAUGGGAUCUUAGCCUUCUUACCUCAUACUUUUCUCACCGCUGCGCACCAUUCAUGUCUAAAAAAGUCAGCAUUGAUGAGUUGACUUCCUCUGCUGAGAGUUUGACUAGUGCAAUAUUCAGCUCAUUGCUGAGGAACUUCUCCGUGCUUCAAACAUUCUGAUCAGCAGUUUUGGUUUCUUUUUUUUUUUUCUUCUUUUACCUUUAUUUGUGCUUCUCACUGUAAAUGUUUGUGAAUCUCAGCCAGGGUCUUUUAAGACUCAACACAUGCAGUGUAUUUCUGUCAGGUGUUCUCUAUGAAAGCACAAUCAGGUAAUGCAAUCUUUGAGUCCUUAUUUUUCUUUUACAGACUUCCCAUUCCAGACCAAAAAACAAAUAUCUAAGGAAAUCAACUUUAGGAGUUCUUAACAAACUGACUUACUGUUGGUCUUUGUUGUCUGUGUGAUGAUUUGAUAUUAUUUUAACUCAUGGGGAAAAAAUAUGAGAAAGUUAUUCAUGAAGACCAAAUAUGGCCGAACCAUUCAGAAUACAGAAGGGCUACACAGUGACAUUUCGGAGAGGAACACUUCAUCCUCCUUGAUAUGGACUAAUCCGCAUCCGCAGUUAGAAGCUCUUCAAGAAUCCUUGUUGGACAUGUUAAAUGUGUGAGUUUUAUUGUAGUGGAUUGAAGUAUAACAACAUGCAGCCCACACAGCAACACUUAACCAUGUGUGCCCUUCAUUAUUAUUGCAAUGAAUAGUUCUAGUUUUCACCUUGUUUUCUUUCCUGUCUUUUUUUGCUGAAAGUGAAAAUAUGUGGUCAUUUGCUCCUCUAGAAUGGUUUAUCUAUUUACAUCCUAGUAGAAAUUUUAAAUAAAUACUGUAAGGUGAAUUGUAGUGACACAUUAUUUUACCAGCUGUUCUGUGAUCCUUGUUUAUCAGUCAAUAGUGAGCUGAACAUUUAGGUAAUAUCCUCUAUCCUGUUAUUUAGGUUGUAAUGACAAAAAUCUGAUUUUCUUAAAGUUUCAUUAUAUGGCCAAAGCUGUGUGGAAUUACUGGAGUUUCUUUAUAAACAUAUCAGUUUAUUGUACACUGGAUUAACUUUAAUGGCUGUUUAGAGGGACUUUAAUCUAAGACAAACCAGGACAGAUGGACCAGACGGUAUGUGAUGGGAUUUUUAAAAAAGGGUUUCGAAAAUGUUCCAAGAAAAGGUUGUAAGAUUUUUUUAUAUUUUAUAAUGUGACCAGUUUCAACUUUGACAAACUGUAUUUUUAGUAUUGAAACUGCCACAUGCUGCAUAGGAACAUCGCCUUAUGCACAGCUGUCUAUGAAGUAGUUUAAGAUAGGCAGCUCGCUUUUGUUUAAAUCCCACAACUGGAUCUAACAAUUUUUUCAGAAUUCAACAGAGCUUAAGUAAAUCAACAGAUGCCUCAUACUGUCCUUAGAAAAAAACUGAGUGUAGUUAGUCGUAGAAUAUUUAUUGUAGGUAGACACUUAACCCAUAUUGCAAUUUGGAAAUGUUCAUUUCUGUGUGCUUUGAUGGUGACAGCAAGCCAUUGCAAAGGUGUACCAUAUUUUACUGCUGCUUCAUAUUCACAAUGUAUUGGGUAUUUAUUGUUUUAAAGCCAUGAAAUAUUUAUUUUAAGCUUUACAGUCAAAGCCAUGAAAACAAACAAAAUUUAGUCUUGUAGAAGGAAUCAGUGGAACAACUGACAGUAGAUUCUAAAACAAAAUUGCAUUACACAUUGUGACUCUUGUAUGUAUUGAUGCCAGAUAAUGACCAAACACACACACACACUCACACACAAAACAUAUCCAGUCCCUUAAGAUUCCAAAUGGAGAAAAAAUUCAGUAGUACACAGGCAAUAGAAGAUGGAUUGUAGCGUUUCCUGCUACAGCCAACAAACAAUUAACCACCCGAGGGCAGAUUUUCCACAGGUUUUAAUGAUUCUAUCAAUCUCUCAUACAUUGAUAUGGAUUAUUCAUAAAGGUAUUGUACCUUAUGUUUAACCUUCUGUAUGUUGUGAAUACCUUUUUAUAAACAUUCUUUUUCAAGAAAAUCAUUUGCAUCAUCAUUGAGUGGUGUUUUUCUGGUCUGACAUUUCCUAAGUUUAUAGGAUGAGCUGAAUAAUGUGUUAUGAC